AUGGCAGCGAGUGAUCAGGCUUUGGAUUUGCUCGUCGUGCACCUCGAUGCUUCCAACGGGCAUUCUUUGGGCUUGCAGCUGUGCGAGGACGGUAUUACCAUCGCUUCUGUGGACCAUGACUCUUUGGUGGCCGGGUGGAAUGCACUGCAUUCCAGACAAAUAUUGCCGGGCUCUGUGCUUCGGCGGGUGAAUGGUCAGACCGAUGUGGAUAGCAUGGGCCAGGAGCUGGCGCAGUUGAAGCCAUUGACGUUGGAGGUUCAACUCGUGAAGGACCAGGACGAGACGACUGACAGCAAUGUUGACGUUGAGUCGAUGAGGCUUGAAGAUCGCAUACAGUUGGAGCAGCAAAGUCGAGAAGCUGCCAUGGAACAGCUGAGCAUCUUCAUACAGCAAGCAGUUACGACCGUGUCGAAUCGCAUGGAGGAGCUUGCGCUGACGCAUGCUGAAAGCCAGCGUCAACAGCAUUCACAGAUGCGAGCUCUGAGCCAGCUGUUUACGGAUACCCAGCAGGCACAGCAAAAGCAGGUGAUCCGACUAAGUCGACUGGAAGAGCUCCGAAAGGGCGACUUGCAACGCAUUGAAGACAUCGAGGCGGAGCAGAAGCGUCUCUGCCAAUCUUUGCAACGACUCACUGAGGACGCUCAACAUCGGAGCAACCAGGUGAACGAAGCGCUGAGAGGGAUCGCGCAGGAUGUCACAUCCUUGGAACAGUUCUGUAGGAAUCGGCGAAGGCCCUCGAAAACUGACACUGUGAACGGCUCGGACGAUGGUGCAAGUAUUCCUACACUUGUUGCUUCGGAACAGGGGCUUCUUGCUCAGCGCACAGCCCCUGUCAUCAGCAGCGUUGCAGAAGAUGGACCAUUGCAGACUGUUCACACCAGAGUCGCGCAGAGUCUCCAUGGACAACGGAAAGCUUGCGGACUGGAUGGCAGUGAGCACUGGAGCUGCGGCUAUGGAUCCCCAGCACGGGCCGAGUCCCACCAGGCAUGUUUGGCCAGCAGAGGUGCAAAGGCCAACGACCCUCUGUUCACCAAGAUACCCCUUGUCACCCAGAACAGCGGCCCCAACGAUGGUCGGAGCACUCUCUUCACUGCCAGGAUCCAAUACCCGUCUGCUCUCCCCACAGCGGUCGGCCGUGGCAUCUCCGGCAUUUCCUUCACCCUCUCGGCCAUUGAGCCCUACAGGUUUCCACCUGCUGAGGCCCGAGGCGUCUGUGCAAAGCCCACGCUUGACAAGAAUGGUCCAAGGGCCCUUCCCAGUCGUAAUCGCCCCGAACUCUGGUUACACUUCGAGCUGGUCACAGCUUUCCCAGAAUCAAGGGCCGCAGGGACCGCAGGGACCGCCAGCGGUGUGCGCCUCUCGGAGUUCCCCGGCCGUGCCCGCGGCGAUGCCAUCGACACCACCAGCCGCAGGGCGAACAGGCCAGUGUUCGGCCACCAUUACUUGUGGCACACAGUCUUCAAGCAUAUCAAUCGUCGCAACAUGCACUCUGCCGGCUUGAAGCCUGCGACCUUAGACCCUUUUCGGAAGCUCGGAACACCACAGCCGGCCAAAGUAAGUGCAGGACAGCUAGCCACAUCAACUCCCGGAAGGCACAUAGCUCGCUGGUCAAAGGCUAAGACUUUCCAGUCAAUCCAAGGCCCGACGGAGGUGACGUCAGUUGCCCUGCCUGCCAGUCGGCUUUCUGAGCUGGCGCAGCGCUUUCAUUUCAUCGAGCGCCAGGUGGAAGCUGACACGAAGUCCAGGAAGCAGACAGAAGACUCAACUGUCGAGAACCUCUGGCUGGACGUCCACGUCUCAAAGAGGUUCAAGUGGGUAGCACCCAGAAAAGAGUCUAACUUCAAUCGACAUUCAGCGCGUAACUCUUCAGCAGCAUGCAGCAUGGCACCGUCCAACUUCGUCGGCUUGAUCUUCACAUGUGUCGUGGGAGUCCGUGGGAAUGCUUGUGAUGUUGAGCAGAAGUUGGCGGACUUCUGGUACGCCUCUGGGCCUCCGCUCUCCGAGGGCGAUGCGCAAGAUUGCCGCGAGCAAGGAGGAUUCUUACACAGAGUGUCUGUGGAUUGUGGAGAUGAUGUCUUCAAUUUCUUGUUGGAUUAUCUCCUGCAUCAGCUCGGAGAUGUGAAAGAGGCAGAAAGGGAGACUUGUCACAGCGGCCUGGCCAUGAGAUGGAAGAAUAUAAUCGGAGGAUUUCAGAUCUGUUUGCCCCCAAGUUGCCAUCCACCGGAUGCAACCCACGCAGCGAGCCUGCUCAUACUGUCGUUGGGCCAUGGCCUGUUAGAUGGCGCCUUAUUGAAGCUGGCUGCUUUGAGCUUCCUGUCAAUGUUUCGCGCAGACGAGGAGCUUCGAAGUGACAUGCAGCAGUGUUUCUCGUUUGAAGACUCCACAGGCCAAGUUGAGGCACAGACUGUGGACCUCAAUUCUGGUUAUUCCAUGCCGAUGGUGGCUUUUGGAACCGCCGGCAUGUCAAAGACCCGCGAGGCAGUGGAAGAGGCCCUACGACUGGGGUAUCGUGCUAUCGACACGGCAACGCGUCCGGUAGGUGGUGAUGGCUUCGGCUACGACCAGCAGGCGGUGGGACAGGCUCUGCUUGGGGUGGAUCGAAACUCGAUAUUUGUCACUUCAAAGGUCCAUCCAGCAGAGCUCGGCUUUUCCAAGACCCUCAUGGCGGUCGAACGCGCCUUGCAAGAGCUGGGAGAUGGAGCAGCCGGGUAUGUGGACCUCUUCUUGAUACAUUUCCCGACAUGCGAGCUUGACUACUGUCCCAAGGGCGGGGCUCUGAGGCCACUCGGUACCUUCGAAGACAGCUGGCGGGGGUUGGAGGAGGCGGUUCGACGUGGAUGGGUUCGGUCUAUCGGCGUGAGCAAUUUUGACACCCAGCAGUUGCAGCGACUGCUCUCGAUUUCGACGGUCACGCCUGCGGUUGUCGGAGUGUGGGCGGAUAUUUACCAUCCUGUUCCAAGGUCCUUGCGGGUGCUGUGUCGGCGACACAAGAUACAGAUUCAGGUGUACGGCACCCUCGGCUUCGAGUGGUCACAAGGCCGGGGCUUGACUGGCAAGCUGGCAUCACGCUCGAGCCCGCUUCUGCUGAACCCUGUCCUGCGCAAGAUUGCCAGCUCCAAGAACUGGCCUAUAGCCGACGUUGCUGUGAAGUUCUUCUUACAACAACGGAUUGCUGUGAUCGUUUCCUCUGAACGGCGCGAACGCAUGGUGGAACUCUAUUGCUCCCAAGAUGCCCGCGAACUUUCCGUGGAGGAAAUGGAGGAGUUGCACGAUUUGGACGGUUUUUUGAGCUCAAGUUUGAAAAUUGAUGCAAGUCCCGACUUUUAUGCGGGAAUGUCGGGAUUUGACACAUCGGAGCUUCAUACCCUCACAUCACAGUUUCUACACAUCGACUGGGACUGUAACGGAGCUCGUGCCGAUUUUGAGAAGUAUGGAGUCGUGCACUUGCAACAAGUACUCCCGCCAGUUGUUCUGCAGUCUGCCCAACGGGCUUGUCAAAAGAUAGUGCUCGACCACGGUGGGGGAAACUGGGAAAACAGAGACGAGUUUCCGCCUGUUCUGUGUGACUGGACCAAGUCCGGAUAUAAUGCUGACAUCAGCAUCGACAAAGUACACACCACGGAAUUGAGUUACCUGUUUCCUGCCGUGGUUUCCAUACAAGAUAUUGCAAAGUGCAUCCUCCGAACAGAGGAGCCUGUUAUUUACUACAUCCUGCUAAGAGGAAAGGCACAGGGAUGCAAUGCCUCGUCCAUUCCUUGGCACCAAGACACAGCCUACAACUUGUGGCGAGCGACUGAGGCACGAGUUUAUGACGCGAAGGCGGAAGCGGACAUCCAAACAUGGGGUAACCACACCGCCGUCCUCCACAUCCCGUUGACGACUGAAACGUCAGAAAAGGGAGCGUUGAUGUAUGCACUGGGCUCGCAUGAGGACGGACUGGACCCCCAGUUCUGGUCGCAAAGAUGGCUUUUUGGCAUGCCAUUGCCACCAUACGAAUUCAACGCAGACCAUAGUGCGGUGAAGACUAUGGAGACCCAACCCGGCGAUGCGCUGGUGCAUUCAACCCUUGUGCAUCAUGGGACCUGCCCGAAUGUCGGCACGGAGGUGCGCUGGCACAUUGAAGUAGGCGUCCAGCAUCCAGAGUAUCAGUACCUGGAUGAUGAGCACCGGAUUCCCUUCCCCCCCGACUAUUCCAUGGCUUCUUUGGCGAGCUUCCUGAGAGAACUAAGCUUACGCGCCUGA
This is a messenger RNA of Symbiodinium necroappetens, 4242 nucleotides long. Lineage: Eukaryota; Dinophyceae; Suessiales; Symbiodiniaceae. The record is from the annotation of a GenBank genome assembly.